Messenger RNA from Dioscorea cayenensis subsp. rotundata (Guinea yam), 929 nucleotides. RefSeq names its product UTP--glucose-1-phosphate uridylyltransferase 3, chloroplastic-like. The transcript is spliced from 7 exons. NCBI's taxonomy places the organism in Eukaryota, Viridiplantae, Streptophyta, Magnoliopsida, Dioscoreales, Dioscoreaceae. The record is from RefSeq and is a predicted model, not a curated record. The coding region runs from base 330 to 929 and encodes 199 amino acids.
CUUGCAGCACUUAGGUUAAAGGGCAUUGACCUCUCCGAUAUGCAUGUUGCUACUCUCACGCGAUCUAUCCCUAGAGCACCAACAGUGGAGGCACAAUCGCAUGUUGAUGAGCACUCUCCAAUGAGAAAAAGGCCUCGCACCACACUCGUUGCCGACAACACUCUUGAUGGCCUGAAUGAUGAAGAGGAUAUAUGUUAAAGCUUACUUUGAGUUUUGUCUUGUUGAUGUUGUUGGUGUAGAAGUUAAUUUUUUUUCAAUUGGCUGAUAAAGAAGAUGAAGCAACAAUUCAAGCCAUAGUUCACUUCAAUUUGUUUAGCACAACCUGCGUUAUGGGUGUUGAAGACAACACUAAGUACUUGCAAUCUGGUCCUCCUUUUCUCAUUCUUCUUCAUCCUGCUUUGGGUCCACUUUGGGAGAUUACUCGACAGAAGUUCUUUGGUGGCUCCAUCAUGGAAGGGUCUGAGUUACAAAUUGAGGUGGCAAAGUUUAUGUGGAGAGAGGUUCAGCUUGAUGGAAGUCUUCUUGUCAUUGCUGAGAACAUUAUGGGUUCAACUCAGGCUAUUGAAAAUGGUGAACCACUCAUGCAAUAUGGACACAGAUGUGCAAGGUGUAAAUUGCAGAAUGUCAAGGUCCAGAAUAAAGGAAUUGACUGGACUUCUGCUGACAAUGUCUACUGGAUGUAUAACGUUCACCGAUUCAAGAGUUUAAAGGUUAUUCUGCAAGGGAAUGCAGAAAUUGAGGCAACUGAUGUAGUCUUACAGGGCAAUCAUGUACUUGAAGUGCCAAAUGGCCACCGGAUGCAUGUCGGUUCCGGUGAUUCAAGUCAAGCAAAAACUUUUUCUGUGGAGGCUUGUAUUGUUGCUGUUGCUGAGCCAACUGUCCCUAUCCCUGCUGACUCCAAGAAAACUUUGGAUGAUUCCUACAUAUAG